CACCGGCACCCCAACUAUUUCUCAUCCAGAAUCCCUCAAGGCGUCGCUUUCGCCCUCCUUGAGCAGCUCGGCAGAGAACGAGCAAGCGGGCCGGCAUCUCCCGAUGGCUUCUUGCAAGUUCCCUCUCCGGGUGUGCCCGUGAACGGCUUCUCUUCCUCGGCUUUGUUUUUCAAAUUGGGAGGGAGGGGAAGUGGCUGAAGGGCUCUCGCUCUCUCCUCCGCCGCCCCCCUUUUUUUCUUUCCUUUAUUAAAGACUCAGUUGCAGCCUGAUCGACUUAAGGCCACUCGGAAGAACGGGGACCGGUGCUUUGAGGCGAAACCUCCCCCAUCCCAUCCCAUCCCAUCUUUACACAGGGAAGGUAGAGGCGCAGAGGAGCUUUGCUUUGUCCCUUGAGAGCACUCGAUCGGCCUCUCGGAUUUCUCCUUCUACCGAGCCGCGCCGCCGGAAGACCGCGAAUUGAUGAAUUGUGGGCUGGAAGAACGCACGUCCAGCGCUCUUCCACUCCGGGAGGCGCAUUUUUGUUUUGUUACUUCAGCCGCGUUGCGAAAAAAGGAACGACCCCCCUUCCUCUUCCUCGAAGCCCCCCCCUCCUGCUGGCUUUGAGAUCCGAUCGGGAUAAGCAAACACAGGGUGCGAGGGGAGAAAAACCUCUCCCUCUUCCCCAGUCCUUUUUUUCCCACCCACUCCUUCCCAGUUUAGGAUAGUUUGGGCACUUCGCGGCCGAAUCGGAGAUUUCGCGUGUUCACACACGCCUGCAAAGACACACACAUCCUCUUCCCCGCCACCCCUCCUUGUUAUGUUGUUGGCUUGAGCUCCCCGUUUUGGCCACGCGGACUGGAAAAAGAAGGCGUUCGGGGUUGUGUGGAUACGCAGGCGCCUGGUCUGCUCCCGGAUUCAGUAAAAAAAAUCGGAUCGUAUUCGGAAUAAUAAUAUAAAAGAGUGACUCUCCCUGCCUUAGUCGGGAUUUAAAGGAGGGAAGUGCGCGGGGGAGGGAAGGCGAGGAGCCUCGCUGCGCGCAUCUGCCUCGUCGCCCAAAGCCGUGCCCAGAGGGAAAAGCCGGAGGAAGACCGAGCCGGGAGGCGCUAUGGCGAAGCUUUGGGGAGCCCCGGUCACGGUGGCCGGAGUGGUGUUACUUUUGCAGUGUUUGGCUGACCGGGUGCAGCUCCUCGGAGCCUUGAAGCCGAAGUCGAAUCACGGUGCACUUUAUGAAAUAAUUCAGAGCAUCCCUCAAGUGGAAGAGAAUGUGCGUGUGAACUAUUACAAAUACAACCACAGAUGGAAGCGGCAUUCAGAGUCCCUCAAGUCGGUGGACACCAACAGGGCCAGCGUGGGGCAGGAAUCCUCAGACCCUGGAGGCUUCACAGACCUGCUGCUUGAUGACACACAUGAUAAUACCACACAGAUCGAGGAGGAUAUGGAUCACAAUUACUACACCUCUAGGACGUAUGGACCAUUUGAUUCCGCCAGCCGAGAUCUAUGGGUGAACAUAGACAAAAUGGAGAAAGAUAAAGUGAAGAUUCAUGGUAUCCUCUCCAACACACACCGGCAAGCAGCAAGAGUGAAUCUAUCCUUCGAUUUCCCAUUUUAUGGCCAUUUCCUACGUGAAAUUACUGUGGCAACUGGGGGUUUUAUAUAUACAGGAGAAGUUGUACAUCGAAUGUUAACGGCUACACAGUAUAUUGCACCUUUGAUGGCCAACUUUGACCCAAGUGUGUCAAGAAAUUCCACUGUCAGAUACUUUGAUAAUGGUACUGCUCUGGUUGUGCAGUGGGAUCAUGUUCAUUUACAAGAUAAUUACAAUCUGGGCAGUUUCACAUUCCAGGCGACUCUUCUCAAUGAUGGGCGUAUCAUUUUUGGCUAUAAAGAGAUUCCUAUUUCAGUGGCACAGAUAAGUUCAACCAAUCACCCUGUGAAAGUUGGGCUUUCCGAUGCCUUUGUGGUUCUCCACAGGAUCCAGCAAAUUCCCAAUGUGCGCAGAAGAACAAUAUAUGAAUAUCAUAGAGUAGAGCUUCAGAUGUCAAAGGUUACUAAUUUGUCAGCUGUUGAGAUGAUUCCUCUACCUACCUGUCUCCAGUUCAACAGCUGCACGCCCUGUGUCACAGCUCAAAUUGGCUUCAACUGCAGCUGGUGUAAUAAGCUCCAAAGAUGUUCCAGUGGAUUUGACCGCCACCGACAAGACUGGGUUGAUAACGGCUGCCCUGAAGAGUCUAAAGAUAAGAUUUGUGAGAAGAGUUUAAGCACAACUCAGAUGCCUCCUAAGGCCACCAUUGCUAUCCAGCAAACGACAACAAGAUUUAGAGUUUUAACCACUACAAAAGGAGUCAUGACAUCCCAUCUUCCAACUAGUUUACCCACAGAAGAUGAUACCAAGAUAGCUCUACACCUAAAAGAUAAUGCAGCUUCGACGGAUGACAGUGCAGCGGAGAAGAAAGGUGGAACUCUUCAUGCAGGCUUAAUUGUCGGCAUUUUCAUACUGGUCCUCAUAGUUGCAGCAGCAGUACUUGUCACAGUCUACAUGUAUCAUCAUCCCACAUCAGCAGCCAGCCUCUUCUUCAUCGAGCGUCGCCCAAGCAGGUGGCCUGCCAUGAAAUUUCGGAGAGGAUCUGGACACCCUGCAUAUGCUGAAGUGGAACCUGUUGGCGAGAAGGAAGGUUUCAUUGUAUCCGAACAGUGCUAGGAUUUCUCAGGCAGAUCACCAGUACUGGCCUACAGGUGUAAGACAUUUACUCUGCCUCUCAUUGAAGAAAAGGAAACCUAAGCUGCUGUAACCCAGGAGAGAGAGACAGACAGACAGACAGAAUGGAUUUCUGGAUAAACUUUCUCCAAGGAAAAAGAACUACAUGCGGGAUACUUGGUGACCCUUUCAGUGAGAUUCUGUUUGUCAGACAAAAUUGGUCAAGAGUAUUUCAGUUGCAUGCUUCUGAAAAACCUGUACUAUGACAGUGAUGGACACAGUUGCCACGUUCUGAGUUUAAGAGUAGGAGAUGUAGAGCAAUCCAGGAAAUCUAAGGAAAGCUUUAGUUCCAAACAGUGCUUCCCUAUUUGAUCCAGCACCAUGCUGUGCGCUUUUUAACUGUUACAAAUGGGUGCUCUUUCAUGCCCGGAGGCAAUGCUCCUCCUUGUCAAGGCUGCUGGUGAGACCACUCCAAUGCAGAUAACAUAGCUUAGCAAUUUUCUAUACUUUCAUGAGCCAUGCUAUGGGGUUUUUUUCCUUUCCAUUCCAUAGACACAAUAUAUAUCUGAAAAUAGCAGAGUGUUUCUUGUAUAUUGUAGGCUUCUAUUGUUCGGACUGUGGUUUUUAAGGAAAAAAAUCACAAUUACAGUUCUAUUGUUGGAAAAAAUAAGAAAGAAUUUGGUUUCAGGGUUUUUUGUUGUUGGUUUUUUUUUUAAGAAAUGCAAGGUUUUCACUAUGGUGAAAGUGGGCUGCCAGCUGGAUUAAGUGCAGUGAAAUUGGACUAAUAUUCAGUCUCAGUGUUCACAAAAUAAAGACUGAGGAUAUCAUUCCCUUGAGUGUAACAGUGUAUUUACACCACAUUCUUCAUGCAGUUUGAUGUUAUUUUUACUGCCAUGGCUCCAUCUUAUGGACUGCUGAGAUCUGUAGUGUUUGAUAAUUAUAACAAUAGAAUACUGUAUUCAGAAGUGGUUUACGCUUUUGGGGGCAUCCUGGGGCUGUGCAGCUUGCCCAAGGCCACACAGGCUGGCUCUUCUCCCAGUGGGAAAUCAAGCUCCCAACCUCUGGCACAACAGCCAGACACUGAACCACUGAGAUCCCUAGCCAGCCUAGUCUUUGGUAAGUUACUUAGAAUUUUUUGCUAGAGAGUUCUUUGAGUGUUCCUUUGAACUAGAGCAACAAACACUCAACUGUUCAUCAGGCUAAAAAUCUGAGAAUUCCAUGGAAUGAGGCCCUGGCAGUUAAAUUCCUAUCAAAUUGCUAUAUGUGUAAUGAAAAUUCACUGUAAGAUCCACAGAACUCAAUGGGAUUUAACAUCAGAGGAACUGUGCAUAGGCUUUGUCUGUUAGCUUCAGGCAUAUUGCUUGCAAACCCUGAAAGCCUGAAUCAGAAGUAGCGAAUGUCUCUGGCAAAUGUUGGGAGGAAACUACCGUCAUAGGCAACAGGGUAAGGGACUAGUAUGAUUUUAAAUUCUUGCUGUUUUGUCACUGGUCUCUUAAGAAUAGCAUCGUUGGUUCCAAUGCACCCCUCUCCUAGAUAAACAUUAAAAGUCUUGCAAUCCCUGCAGAUUCAUGUAGAAAUAUUGUUUAAUGCACAUAGUAGCUUCAUAGAUAUAUACAUAAAUAUAUAUAUAUAUAUUAAAUAUCUAUUUUUUUUAUAGCUAACACAAGGCAGGCUCUUGUGACUGUUAAAGAUUGCAUUUUUUGCCAUCCAGACGAUGGAAAUAGAUUGCAUUACUGCAUAUUUCCACUGAGUUGUAAAAUAAUCCUUAAUAUUAUAAUAAAUGUUUAUGUUGUAUAGGGAAAGUGGUUCAUUUAAGUGCAGUGCUGCAACUUUGCCUGCCUUUUGGAACCACAGUUUCUUUAACAACAGAACCCUUUCCUUCCCUGAUUAGGGAAAGAUAAAUAUUUUUUAAAAUCUGCCAGUGAAAAUAUUCCUUUGGAUGGAAAGGGGGAAAUAUACACUGAGUUAGUAAAACAUCUUUUCAGAUUUUGUAUGGACAUCGCAUUGUGAAUUUUGCCAUUCAUCAUUUUUCACAUGCAAUAUGAGCAGAAGCACUUGAAUUACGGUAAGGAACAACAAAGCAGUUUCAGGUUUUGAGUUACUCAGAUAACUGUUUUAGGUGCCACCUUUAUAACACAGUUCUUUACAAUGUCAUGUCAAUACUUGUAUGGUAUCUGUUUUUUUCAAACAACAACCUGAUUUUUACUUGUUACUUCCUUCAGUAAAUAAUACAAUACCAUAUUUUCUCUGUUCAUUAUUUGUUCUGUUUAAUCCAUUUUGCUGUUUGUUACCAAGUCACCAAGAAUGAGCUUAAGGACAGUGCUCUUGUUUUGAAACUGUGCUCUUGUGUUGAAACACCAACCAUUAUCUGUAGGUAAGAAAACAUUUCUUACAAUAUCCUGUUCUCUUGUGUAUGAAAGAAACAUAGUAUGCUGCCUGCUAUUAGACAAGCUUUCUCAGCUGCCAGUAGUAAGCAGAGAAGAGCCAUUGCCCACAAAGCCUUCCUUCCUACCAGCUCUCGAUUCUCUU
Molecule: messenger RNA, 5203 nt
Organism: Pogona vitticeps (central bearded dragon)
Lineage: Eukaryota; Metazoa; Chordata; Lepidosauria; Squamata; Agamidae
Gene: PLXDC2
Product: plexin domain containing 2
Source: RefSeq, a predicted model, not a curated record